This is a messenger RNA of Entrophospora candida, 356 nucleotides long. Lineage: Eukaryota; Fungi; Glomeromycota; Glomeromycetes; Entrophosporales; Entrophosporaceae. The record is from the annotation of a GenBank genome assembly.
GACCUUGGAAUUUUGAUUGUGUCAUUGAAAAUGUUGAUAUUGAAAGAAAGUUUCUUGAAUUAUGUGAAAAGUUUUAUAAAUCAAGAUGCAAACUGUCAUUAUCACUUAAAUGUGGUAUUAUUGACCUUAAUGAUGAAUCUCUAGACAGGUAUAAACUAAAAAAAUCAAAUACCAAGGUAACCCUAAAGUUACUCAAAGAAUUGAAUGUUACUAGUAUGGAUAAAUUGGCCAAAACAUUGUCAAGUAUUGAGAUAGACUAUACAAAUUUACCUGAAGGCUGGUAUAACAGCAACAUCAUAACUCCAUUAUUUGAUGGUUGUUUGUUAACAUUUACAGAAUUUGUUCUUCAAUGGUGA